AUGCAUUCUCCCUUUGUCACUCGUUCAUUUCUUUUCGUCGGCUGUUUGAUACACAGCAUACGUGCCACUCCUUUAGCCAACGUAACUCUGCCUUCACACAUUCCAAUUCCUAGCCCGACCGGCGUACCACCAUAUGACACGAUACCCUCAAACAACAAGACCGAAAGAUGGGACAGCCCAGAAUACACAUGGAUCUUCCAGUAUCCACUACCAAUACCUGUUGUGAAGGAGGCCAAAUUCACCUACACCAAUGAGACUACCGGUGCCGUUAUCGACUACUACGAGGUGGAAGUCAAGGCUGCCACCCAACAAAUAUACCCCAAUCUACCAGCCACUACUCUAUACACAUAUGAUGGGUCGUCACCGGGACCGACAUUUAUGAUGCGAAAAGGGCGAGAGGCAGUAGUGCGAUAUACAAACACCAGUCCAACAAACUCAUCAGUCCAUGUUCACGGCCAGUACAACCGUGCUCCGUUCGAUGGCUGGGCCGCAGACUACGCAUUCCCUGGUCAAUACAAAGACUACUACUAUCCGAACGCACAGAACGCUCGAACGAUCUGGUACCAUGACCAUACCGAGCGCCAGACCGGUGAAAAUGUAUACAGGGGGCUCUCUGGCUUUUACAUCAUAACGGACGAAGACGAACAAGCCCUCGGGUUGCCAACUGGUGACCAUGAUAUCCCUCUAUCCUUGAGUGCGAAGACAUACAGUCCUGAUGGCUCUCUCUUGUUCGAUACGAAUAACAAUACUGGACUGUGGGGCGAUGUCAUCCAUGUGAACGGUCAGCCUUGGCCGUACAUGAACGUUGAGCCACGGAAGUAUCGCUUCCGUAUUCUCGACGGUACCAUCAGCCGUUCCUUUGUCCUAUACUUGCAAGACGAUGCAACUGAAGAGACCGUGGACUUCACCAUGAUCGGUUCGGAUGGAGGACUUUUCUCCCACCCCGUGAACACGUCGAGCUUCGCUAUCUCCGAAGGUGAACGCUACGAGAUCGUCGUCGACUUCGCCGACUUCCAAGGCAAGAACAUCACAAUGCUCAACGAGCGCGGAAUGGUGGGAAACCUUGACUUCGCCGCAACUGAUCGCGUCAUGCGCUUCGUAGUCGGCGACACCGUGACAGACUGCACCAACAACGACCCCAUACCAUCCGACCUUCGCUACAUCUCUCCGCCUCCGGAGACGAACAUCACCAAGAGCUUCAAAUUCUCGCGAAUCGACGGCGAGUGGCUCGUCAACGGUGUAGGCUGGGAAGACAUCGAGAACCGUAUCUUGACAAGACCUGUCCUGGGCGAGGAUGAGAUCUGGGAGUUGAGACACGGAGGUGGAAAUGCCUCGCACCCUGUUCACAUCCACCUGGUCGACUUCCAGGUGCUGUCUCGUACGGGGAAUCGUAAUGAGGUGAUGCCAUAUGAAGCAGCGGGUACGAAGGACGUUGUGUGGAUCGCUCCUGGUGAAGUCGUCAGGGUUGUGGCUCGCUACGCACCGUGGGCAGGUGUUUACAUGUUUCAUUGUCACAAUCUCGUCCACGAAGACCACGACAUGAUGGUGGCAUUCAAUGUCACGAACCUUGAGAAAUGGGGCUACGACAAUUCCACCAUGUUCAUCGACCCCAUGGAGCCCAAGUUCCGACCGAAGAACGUUGAGGACGCGGACUACACAGAAGAGGCUAUACGAGACAAGCUGGACUGGUUCUACAGUCUCAACGCCUACGAAGAGCGCUCUGAGUGA
This is a messenger RNA of Alternaria incomplexa, 1728 nucleotides long. RefSeq lists its product as uncharacterized. Gene Ontology annotation, molecular function: copper ion binding; oxidoreductase activity. NCBI's taxonomy places the organism in Eukaryota, Fungi, Ascomycota, Dothideomycetes, Pleosporales, Pleosporaceae. The transcript is spliced from 7 exons. The record is from RefSeq and is a predicted model, not a curated record. The coding region runs from base 1 to 1728 and encodes 575 amino acids.